AUGGCGAAAAAUUCAGACGUGGGUGAAAAUGAGAGCGUCAAAGACUUCUUCACCACAAACCGCAACGAUUUAUACAGCUACACAGAGUGCAGAGAUAUAGGGAAAAAGUUUUUGAGUGACUUGAAACAAGCCGUAAUAGGAGAGAAUUUACAAGAAAUCGAGGAGCCUCGCGCAAAAGCUACGAAAUACCUCGAAGAGACAGAAAUUUUACAACUCAUAGAGGACUUGAUUACCAAGCUUGUCUUUGAGAGACCGGAGAAACCAAUGGAAUUUUUAGUGAAAGAAAUAGAAGACGUGAAGGGAAGAGGAUCAGAAAGUCAAAGCAUGGACUGAACACCUCGCUAAAUAGACCAAUUUAUGAAAUUUAAAAUGGAAAAAAAAAGAAAAAACAAACAAACAAAAACAAAAUAAAACCAAAACAAAACAAACAAAUAUAAAAAGAAAUUCAAAACAGGAGGAGAAAGAAAUACAGAUUAAACAUUGUCUUGAGAAUGUUGGAUUUUGAAGAUUCUAAGAAUGUUGUACACAAAAUGCACAAUUUAUUGGUGUUGAUUUAUUUUUUUGAAAUUUAUUAUGAUGUUUGCAGUGGAUUGAAAUAUUUGUUACAACCAUGCUCUAAUUGCAUUUAUUUUUUUAGGAAAAAAGUAGAGAAAAAAAAGAAACAUGUGAAAGGUUGAAAGCUAAAUAAGAGUUUGUUGAGUUUAUAAUAUUAUUCUGAAUGGGAUCAUGAACAUUAUUGUGUCUCAUGUAUGCUCAGAAUCCUUUACUGUUUCUGUAUGAA
Molecule: messenger RNA, 781 nt
Organism: Pocillopora verrucosa
Lineage: Eukaryota; Metazoa; Cnidaria; Anthozoa; Scleractinia; Pocilloporidae
Source: RefSeq, a predicted model, not a curated record